Messenger RNA from Phyllotreta striolata, 1603 nucleotides. The record is from the annotation of a GenBank genome assembly. NCBI's taxonomy places the organism in Eukaryota, Metazoa, Arthropoda, Insecta, Coleoptera, Chrysomelidae.
AUGCUGAAAUCCUACGAAAUGUCCGACCAGCUCUGCGACCCCAUCAACCACCUGACGCAGUCCGAGCUGAUGGAGAAGUUCAACCUGGCCUUCUACGAGGGCCAGAGCCUGUCCAAGAGCGACGUGCUGUCGACGUUCAACGAAAACUCCUCGGACGCGGUGGACCUGGACGACGUCGCCGACGACUACCUCAUCGACUAUUUGAUCUCCAACGGGGAGGACUCGCUGGUGAGCACGCCCGGCAGCGAUGUGGACAUUAAAUUCGAUUUUGAAGACUUCGAAAUCGACUUCGAUCAGAAUUUCACGUUCAAUGGAGUGGAGAGUUUCGAUACGGAGACGUUCACCACGGAGAAUUCUUGCACUGAUACCGCGGCUAGUUCCAUUUGCAAUUUCUUCGCGUCUUGCCCGUGGGAGGAGAAGCAGAACGUGGAGGAUUUCGAGGAUAUUGGAGGGUUUAGCAGCAUUUUCGAUGGCGUAAAAUCGGAGUUUCCUGGUGAUUUUUUACCGCCUAUCGGAACCAUCAAAAACAACGUUAGCUUCAACAAUUUUUUGAGGACCGCUCCUUCGAACGAUUUGGAGUGCUCUAAUAGAAAUAUAUCUCAGAACACCGGCGAUUUCGGGCACCUUCUCAACGUAAAAUGCCCGGAAAACCAGCAUUUGAACCACCAGCAAUACGCGAAUGUAUUGGACAAUCAGAUGAUUCUAACGCAGAACGAUGCCCUGCUCAAUGACGAUCCGUUUUUGUGCAACUUAACGCCGAAAUUCGCGGAAAACGCUGGAGAAAAUGACUGCGAGGACUUUGAUAAUUCCGUAAAUCUCCAGUGCAAAUGGGAGAAUUGCUAUAGAUUUUACGAAUCGCAGGCGUCUUUGGUGAAGCACAUUGAAAAAUGCCACGUGGAAUUGAAAAGAGGUGAGGAAUUUACUUGUUUUUGGUCGGAAUGUCCCAGGAAAACGAAGCCUUUCAAUGCCAGGUACAAGCUUCUGAUUCAUAUGAGAGUGCACAGCGGAGAAAAGCCCAACAAAUGUCCGUUCGGCGGCUGCAACAAGGCCUUUUCCCGAUUGGAGAACCUGAAGAUCCAUCAGAGAAGCCACACGGGCGAGCGGCCUUAUUUGUGCCAGUUUUCCAGCUGCACCAAGAGCUUCUCCAACAGCUCGGAUCGGGCCAAGCAUCAAAGGACCCACUUCGAUACUAAACCUUACGCUUGCCAAGUAUACGGAUGCACCAAAAAGUACACGGACCCGAGCAGUCUUCGGAAGCACGUUAAGAACCACACGUAUGAAGAACAGAUGCAAGUUAAGAAGAAAACCAGCGAGGAGACGAUCAGCUUCACAGCGCAGUCGUUCGUUAAGAAAUACUUGGAUCCCGGUAAACAGAAAGCGGUGAAAACGAGCAACCCUUCGUUCUACGAUCACAGUUAUUCCUCCUCGUACGCCAAGCAAAUGAACUACACCAUCGCGGACGUGAAGCGCGAUUUAAAAAAUAAACUGUACGAAAAAACCAAAUCGCGAAAGGUGUACUGCUGAACGCUGCGCGCUAGGACCAAAUUGUUGUGAUAGUAAUUGUAACGGACAUUUCGAAAUCGGAUAUAGUUGAAUAGAAAGC